Molecule: messenger RNA, 519 nt
Organism: Chrysoperla carnea
Lineage: Eukaryota; Metazoa; Arthropoda; Insecta; Neuroptera; Chrysopidae
Product: trafficking protein particle complex subunit 2-like protein
Exons: 5
Coding region: 100-513 (137 amino acids)
Biological process (GO): endoplasmic reticulum to Golgi vesicle-mediated transport
Cellular component (GO): nucleus; cytoplasm; TRAPP complex
Source: RefSeq, a predicted model, not a curated record
UCAAAAAGUGUUAAUUGACUAAAGCCAAUUGUCAAAUGAAGCAACUUUGUUUAUACCAUAGAAAAAUAUAUCAAAUAAGUUGAAAAAUACUAAAUAACCAUGGCUGUUUGUGUAGCCAUAAUUGGAAAAGAUAAUUCGCCAAAAUAUUUUUCCAGUUUAAAUCCAGAUGAUGAAUUAAAUUUUCAAUAUAAAGUAUAUUCCUCCUUAGAUGUAAUUGAAGAAAAAUUAAAAGAUACAAAAGUGUUUGAGGAUUACGAAUUAUAUUUUGGACAAUUAUUUUCUACAGAAACGCAUAAAAUCUUUGGUUACGUCACAAAUACCAAUAUUAAACUUGUAAUUGUUGUGGAUUCAACAAAUACAGCUUUACGGGAUAAUGAAGUUCGAGCGAUGUUUAGAAAAUUACACACGUUAUACGCAGAUCACAUUUGUAAUCCAUUCUACUUACCAGGAACCCCAAUUGUAUCAAAAACAUUUGAUGGAAAAGUCAAAAAUAUUAUGACGGGAAAUGCUUAAAAAAAA